CUUUUAGUAGUUGUGGAGCAAGCGCUGAAGAGAAGCCGCCAGAGGAGCGAGCGAGCCAGCCAAGGCAGAGUUUUGUGAGUGCGCGGUGUGCGUUUCGUGUCUUGGCGGAAGGAAGCAAAAUCAAAUCGCUCUUUCGGCCAACGCCAGCCAAUCGUCCGAACCGCGCCGGCCGACGCACCACUAGUUUUCGCGUGUUUUGAGGCCCGCCAAGGGAUGGAUUACGACGAUCCCACCGGACAGCACGGCUCCUCCGACGACCACGUCUCCUCGUCGGACGAGAACGGUGCACCGAGUUCUGGUCAAGUGCGGGUUCUGAUCACCAACAUCCCCGGCCACGUGCUCGUUGAGAACUUUGAAGAAACUCUCAACUCCGUGACUUCGUACUUGCCGUUCAUCAGCAUCGAGAAGCUGGCUCCCAAGGGCAACUUAGAGUACCAGGCUGUCCAGGUCAUGUACGACAACCAGGAGCAAGCACAACAGGCCGUGAACCAACUGAAUGGCCACGAGUACGAAGGUAACACCCUGAAGGCUGAGAUUUCAGACCGGCGCGGCAACCGCCCCCGCAACUCGCGUCUCCCCUACUCAGGAAUGCAGCCAUCCAGCAGACAGACUGACUUCCCCCUUCGCAUUCUGGUGCAAAGUGACAUGGUUGGUGCCAUAAUCGGCCGUCAGGGCAGCACAAUCAGACAGAUCACGCAGCAGACGCGCGCCAGGGUCGACGUGCACAGAAAGGACAACGUCGGCUCCGUCGAAAAGGCCAUCACCAUCUACGGCAACCCUGAGAACUGCACCAACGCCUGCCGCCGCAUCCUCGAAGUGAUGCAGCAGGAAGCCACUAGCACCAACAAAGGUGAAAUUUCGCUCAAGAUGUUGGCACACAACAACCUCAUAGGGAGAAUCAUCGGCAAGGGUGGCAAUACAAUCAAACGGAUAAUGCAGGACACGGACACGAAAAUUACUGUGUCAAGCAUCAACGACAUCAAUAGCUUCAACCUGGAACGAAUCAUCACGGUCAAAGGAACCAUCGAGAACAUGUCUAAGUCUGAAGCACUCAUCAGUUCCAAACUGCGCCAGAGCUACGAGAACGACCUCCAAGCCAUGGCUUCGUGUUAUUUCCAGCCUCAAAGUCUAAUGUUCCCUGGGCUGCACCCGAUGGCCAUGAUGUCGACGGUGGGCAUCAACUACCCCCGCAGCUCUGGCCCCGGCAGCUUCCAGGGCGGCAGCGGGGUGUACAGCUCGGGCCCGGCGCCAAGUAGCGGUGCUGGCGGCGGCGGCAGCGGCAGCUUUCAACCUAUCUAUCCUGGUGGGCCCCCGGCGGCCGGCAUGGGCCAGCCCCCAGUGCCAGGACCCAACGACCAGCAGGAAACUGUCUACCUGUACAUUCCAAACAACGCCGUCGGCGCCAUCAUCGGCACCAAGGGAACGCACAUCAGGAACAUCAUCAGGUUCUCAGGGGCGUCGGUCAAAAUCGCUGCACUUGAGGAGGGAAAAUCGGUUGAGCAGCAACCCGAGAGAAAGGUUACCAUCGUAGGCACUCCUGAAGCCCAGUGGAAAGCUCAGUACUUGAUAUUCGAGAAGAUGCGGGAAGAAGGCUUCGUGGCGGGCACGGAAGACGUCAGACUGACCAUCGAGUUGUUAGUGCCUUCGUCGCAGGUCGGCCGGAUCAUCGGUAAGGGCGGCCAGAACGUGAGAGAGCUCCAGCGCAUCACUGGCGGCAUCAUUAAACUACCCGACCAGGCAUCAACGACUGGAGAGGACACCACUGUGCACAUUAUUGGUCCCUUCUUCUCUGUACAGUCUGCCCAGCGACGCAUCCGCUCCAUGAUCCAGCAGGGCCAGCCAGGACUUUUGCCGCCUGGCGGUGGCCCCCCGUCGCGAGGACCCAGCGGAGGCGGCAGCGGGGGCGGCAGCGGCGUUGGCGGAGGCAGUCGGCCCCCGCAGAGCCGCGUCCCCGAGCAGAAGUAACACAUGCACGGCCAGUAGUAACUCAAGAAUGAAACAAACAAACAAAAUUAAGUGUUAAGGGGUGACACGGGCGGGGAGGGGGUGGGGGUGUUAAAAAUGGUGCAACCGAAAUACCUCGUACUUUUUAAACAGGCAAAAUACCAAAGAGAAGACAACGCUAUAGGAGAACUACAACGGAGAAGCAGGCCUUCUCUUUGGGAGGCUAAAAAAAAGAAAUAAAUACACACACACAUACAUACACACAAACACGUGCAAGAAUUUUUUGUUAGAUCAGAGUUGAUUAUAUAAACAGAGGAGAUUGUUUAAAAGUAAACUCACACAGUUAAAAGAAAGGUAAGGUACGCAAGCAACCUUACUCAGGGAUCCAGGGACGCGAAGAACGGGGCAGCCGAGAGCCAGAGUUGUACUAUUUUUGUGGAGCAGUCGAGGCUGGCCCUUUCCUCGUUGUCUCUCUUUGCUUUUUCGUGGAACACGUUAACGAGAAGUAAGUUGAAGUAAUUAAGGUGCACACCGUCUGAGUGGUUGAGUACAGUGCAUAUUUGCUCAAUUUAAAUUAUGAGACGAGGACAGAAGGUGUGGGCAUUGAAGACGAUGCGUAGCUUUGGUGCUUUAGUCAUUACACGAUUCGCGCGACAAGGAAUGGAAAGGAAUUCGUCCCCGCCUCCGAAACGGAUAAUAUUUUACGCUAGUGGUGAUACGCGAGGCUGGGACGAUUAAAAAUUAAGGAUUUAAUUGUACAUGAGGGAGAGAGAGAGAGAGAGAAAAAAAAGAAAGAGGUUAGCUGCAAGGAAAAAAAUAAGAGAUUGUGGUUAGAAACUGCAGAGCUACGAUGGUUUUUACUGAAGACAAAUGUGGAUGGAGUGAUUUUUUACGGAAGAAAAAUUGAAAAAGUUUGCCAUAAUAUUUGAGGUUUACGAGAGGAGACGCGAGGAAUGUCUUAUGUUUUGAUAAGACUGCAACUAUAAUAUUAUUUUUUAAGAGAAAAAAGUGGCUUAUUAAAUGAGAACGCUGCACGCAGACGGGUUUCUCUGUGCAGCGGCGCGCACGCACUCGCGGGCCGCCCUUGCUUCCCUCGCGAAAGGUGGCCGCCGAUCGAAUUGUUUCUCAGGGUAUAAAAAUAUAACGGUAUAUAUUUUUAAAAGCGGCCGCCGGCGGGGGCGCGGGCUCGGACGGCCCCGCGCCGCGCCGACUAACACACUCUAUCUCAGUACAAAGUAAAAUGAGACCAUCAUUGUUGUGUGGUGAAACAGUCAUUAUUGAUAAUGAUGAAGAUGUUUUAAACAAAAAUGAAAUGAAAUUUAUUUUUGAUACAUUGUUGGGUAAAAAAGCGACGAAAUGACGAGAGAAAUCUCUUUUUUAAAAAAAAAGUUGAGCGAACAUUGAUUUCUUUCCUUGCGAGAGAAAGAAACUUUUCGAUUGGUAGCGGCGCCGGUGGUUUUGUUUCUUUUGUGUUCUUAAAAGUUGUUUAGACUUUUGUCUCGCCACCGGGCCCACUGUUCGUAUUUUGUUUUUGAGAAAUAAGGCUAAUGAAUGCUGGGGAGAACGGAGCUGCACGCAUUAAACGAAAAAGAAAACAGCAAACACAUCAUUUGUUCAUUUAAACGCAGACUCGAAAAAGCAGAAACUACACCAUAUUUCAUGAAGCCUUCCCCUCUGAGUUAAAUAAAACACGAAACUAAUACGGUACCAAAACACUCUCGGCCAACCUGUCGAAAAUCAAUCGAUUUUACAUCCGAAUACGUAUUUCUCAGUCAAAAAUAACACGAUGUUCGAAAACGAUCCAACAAACAAACGAAACAAACCACACACAAUUUGAAGAAAAGAAGAAAGCCAACCAACACACAACAGACCUCUUUGUUCAAGCAAACUCGAAAAGUCGACUCAAAUCCGCCUUUUCUUGCAAGGGAAGCUCAUUAAUUUGACCAAGAAUUUCAAGAUGAUGGUUUAAAAGUAGAAGUUCCUUCCCUCCAAAGCAAAUUCCGCGUUGUGAGUGGUCGAAAAGCGAUCUAUUUCACUUGGCGGAGGACCGCGGGCGUUCUGAUUGGCCAACCAAUACGUAAACCAAUCAGAACGUCCACGACCUCCGCCGUGAGAAAAUAGAUCGCUUUAUGACCACGCAUAUAUAUCAAGGAAUUCGCCUCGAAGCUAAGAAAACUAUCAUCUGGGUGAAAGUAAACAAGAAAUUUUCGGUCGAAUGGUGCGUUUGCCUUGUGAUAUACACACACACGUACACAGUCUGGGCCCAAGGCGGCGGGCCGGAAGUCGGAAAACUAGCUACACACUCACAACUUCCAGACCAAACUGACGCGGAGAGCUAAACUACAACCUUCACACUCCAAACAAAAGAAAAACAAGCGAAAUUGCUUGCCACCAAACGCGACACACUAACUUCCUUUUUCACACUCUGCCAUUCCGGAGUUUAUAAUUUUUCGCAAACCUCGAGAGGAGAUCCGAAUCUCUGACCAACAAGUUACGCAUUCAUAAUUUGCGAAAAACGACAAAUUAAAGAAACAAACGCUACCUCAACACAAGAGUUCUGUUUCAAUAUAAAUUCGCACGCGACGCAGUUGCGAAGAAAAUGUCUAAACAAUUCUAAUGGGACACUAUUCAUACCAGGCGGCGAACUACAUCACAACCCAUUCGUUUUACCCUUUCACGGGCUCUGAUUUUCAUGUCAAGUCUCUGUAGGAGAAAAAAACAAACAAACAAACAAACAAACAAAUGCAACACACAAAUAAACAAACACACACCACGGAGCAGAAUCACACCGGUUUACCUCAGUUGAUUUCGAGCGUCCAGCUGGGCGCCAUCUUUUCUUUUUUUAAUUCGCUACACACGCACUUUGGAAGCAGUCGUGUUUCAAAGAAAAGGCUACGAUAGAAAUAAUUAAUACGAUAAUUAUGUUACUUUCUUUUCUUUAGUAACCCUCUAGCAGAUAAGAUGAUGUGCAACAAUGGGUAACAAUAGGUGAACGUUUAAACGUAAUUAAGUGAAUAUAAAACUACCACGACACACACAUACACACACACAUUGUACUUGGGACAUUGCAGGCAGAAAUCAUCGCCCUUUGGUUUUUGAGGCGCAAACGCAGAUCAUGAUUUUUGCCUUGACACUCACAGCAGCAGCGCAUGAGUUGAAGGAAAUCUAAUAAGGUAGCUUUUUGACUAUUGGUAGAUUACUGUGGCUAUAUAAUUGAUUAAUUUCGCGUCGUCACUAUAUAUGUUUCACCUUUUAGGAUGCUUAUCUAGAUUUUUUGUUCUCAACUGUAAGCCUCGCGGGGCGCAUUUGUUGACUUUCUUUUCAUCUAUAUUCUCUAAACUACUAUAGCGUAAUGAAACCAGUAGGAAAAUUGAUCCCACUCACGAACGCAAAGCACCCCACACAAUAUAAUAAUAACCGAUGUUGAUAGACAAGAGCCAGUAAAUACAAAAAAAAAAUGAGAGACGGAAAAACAGAGACAGAACUACAACUCGAAAUUUCACGCAGCUGAGCUUAAUAAUUAAUCUGUUAUUAUUUCCUCGCACACACCUCGAUAAGAUGCUGUACAUUUUUGCCGCCUUUUAUAUUUUAAAAGUAAUUCUCGUUCAACAAUUAAUUAUUAGAAUUUAUAUUUGUAUUUUAUUUCCAUUCUUGAAACACAACUACACACACCAGCCGACGCCGGGGUACGAUUUUCCCGUAUCCGAUUUAAAAUAAAAUAAAACAAAAAAUCAAAUGAACGAUUUGUAAUCACUACCUCAGUACAUACGUGAUCGAGACCAUUAUUUACAGACGUAUUUUUUUAAAAUAACGUUUACACACUCUGAAACAGACGAAGAAGAAACUACUACUAUUUACCGUUUUCUACCUCGGACCGGGCCGCCCAGCCGCCCUUCCCGCCGCAAUUUUUGAUUAUAAUAAUAAUUGUUGCUGCGCGUGAUUGGUCGGGAACGGCGGGUGGGGGGCCAAGUCCUUCCGACAGCGCUCGCCGAUUGGCCGGCGUCGCUCGCGCCGCCGCGGAUUGGAGAUUUCUAUUUACAGUUGUUGCCGCGGCGGCGUGCCGGCGCUGGCCGGUCCAACAAUAUCAAAAUGCAAAUCGUUCAUGUUUGUAUAACCUUUUUUUGCUGUUACACUCGCAACAUACAUACACACUGAAAAGCGCAACUAAUUAUGUAUUCUACUCCUUCUCUAUGUACUUCUAUAUUGCAAGCAUUAAAUAAGAAAUAAUAUGGUAAUGAAAAACGCUGAUUGUACGUAAAAUAAUCCAUGGUAGAGAGUAUGUCUGCUAUACUCGGUUUCAAAGUUGCUUCAUAUUCAACGUCCCUCAUACACUACGAGUAAUCACCGACCCAUUUAUACAAAAAAAAAUCCAUUCGGCCGCCAACCUCGAAAAAAAAUAAAAUCCAGUGCAAUUUGCGAGAAAAAAAUGUCUUUCUUCCGCCGCAAGGAGAGCCGAGUACACAGUGAGAAGGACUCUGUGCGAACUACAACCAUAACCGGUCGCAAAACGAACUCUUUUUACUCCGCCGUGAAACAAUAAAGAAACGCCCGUUGAUUCUUAUUGAUUGAAUUUAUUAUUGUCCUACGAAACAGUAAAAGGAAAAACAUGAAAAAUAAUAACAAAAGAGAGAUAAUGAUGAUGAAAAUGUUGUUUACUUAUUAUUGUAUUUAUAUGACGAUGAAAUAUUGUAAGACACGAGCUGAUUAUAUUAUUGAGACUGUGUAUGCAUUCUCCUUUUUCUACCAUGAAUGAAAAAUAAAUUAUUCUAGUUAAAAGGCUAAAACUUUUAUUUCUCUCGCAAAAUCGAAGCUCCCCACUUCCCGGCGCCUCUUGAUUGCAAAAAGGAACUCGGUGGUCGCUGGUCGGGCAAGCAAGCCAGAAGCCACUUCCUCGAGAGCAACCGAGUCGAAUCCUUCCUCUCAAUGGCAGGCUUUUCGCUCAGGUUUCUUUACGAUUUCAUUUUGUCCUUGUACAAACUUUUGCUCACUUGCGUUUCUUUUGUGAGGAUGUGAAAAGGCAUCAUGUCCUUGGUCGAUACAAUUUGCUCGGUAGCCAGUAACUGCGUGCAGGAGAGUCUUGAUUUGGUCUCGGCCGUUUUGACUUUUGCUGGUGUCAUCGCCAGGACAAAGACUCCAAAAAAUGCCGAGGACGCGCAUCUUCCUGAGGAGUCGCUCUGGGCGUACUGCACGAAUUCACUUGUUAAUUGCUUACUGCUGGUCGUGGUCCUAGCUUUCAUUCAUUUUUUGAUUUUGCUCGCGUUUCGAAAGCCGAAAACGCUGGGAGAAUUGAAGGAAAUCAUCGACCGCGUAAUACAGCUGUGGCUUUUGGCGGCAUUUAAGAAUUUCUUAGUUAAAAUUUUACGUCGAAAUAAAUAAUUUUAUUUAAUUUUAA
Cloeon dipterum is the source of this 7336-nucleotide messenger RNA. It is a transcript of the gene Imp, whose product is annotated as IGF-II mRNA-binding protein. Gene Ontology annotation, biological process: regulation of gene expression; nervous system development. The record is from RefSeq and is a predicted model, not a curated record. NCBI's taxonomy places the organism in Eukaryota, Metazoa, Arthropoda, Insecta, Ephemeroptera, Baetidae. The transcript is spliced from 10 exons. Gene Ontology annotation, molecular function: mRNA 3'-UTR binding. Bases 214 to 1965 code for a protein of 583 amino acids. Gene Ontology annotation, cellular component: cytoplasm; nucleus; cytosol.